This is a messenger RNA of Olea europaea var. sylvestris, 1254 nucleotides long. RefSeq names its product E3 SUMO-protein ligase KIAA1586-like. The transcript has 3 exons. The record is from RefSeq and is a predicted model, not a curated record. NCBI's taxonomy places the organism in Eukaryota, Viridiplantae, Streptophyta, Magnoliopsida, Lamiales, Oleaceae. Gene Ontology annotation, molecular function: protein dimerization activity. Bases 1 to 1254 code for a protein of 417 amino acids.
AUGAAUAUUGAAGUAGGAAAAAUUGUGUUGGGUAAUGCACCCAAAAAUGCUACAUACAUGUCUCCAGAUGUUAAAAAAGAAAUUUUGAGCAUUAUGGCUAAUACAACGAGACAAGGAAUUCGUAUCGAAAUUGGGGAUACGAAAUUUAGUAUCCUUGCCAAAGGGUAUAAUGGUGCUAAUAAUAUACGUGGUUCUUGGAAUGGACUACAGGAAUUAUUUCUUAAAGAUUAUCCAUAUACAUACUAUGUCCAUUGUCUUGUCCAUCGUUUACAACUCACAUUAGUUUCCGCAACUAGGAAUAUCUCAGAUAUUAAUUCAUUUUUUUCUUAUUUGGACAAUAUUAUUAAUAUGAUUACAUCAUCUCCUAAGCGCAUCAAUGAGUUGAAAAGUGCCCAAAGAAAAGAAAUUGAGCAUUUGUUGGAAAUUGGAGAACGAGAGUCAAGAAGUGGUGCUAAUCAAAUUGGUAAUUUGCAACAAGCCAGAGGUACUCGUUGGUCUUCUCAUUACAACUCUAUAAAGAGUUUGAUUGAUAUGUAUGCUGCAACUUGCAAGGUGCUUGAGUAUCUUAGUGAUCAUUCUCCAAGUAUAAGAUCUCAGUCCGAAGUUGGUGGUGUAUACAAAACCAUGACAACAUUUGAAUUUGUAUUUAUCUUGCAUUUAAUGCGUAGAAUAUUAGCAAUUGUGGAUGUGUUUUGUCAGGCCCUUCAAAAGAAAACUCAAAACAUCUUAACUACUAUGAGAUUUGUCCGUACUACAAAAACUAUCCUUCAAGUAUUGAGAGAAAGUGGCUGGGAAGAAUUUCUUGAAGAGAUGAUGGAGUUAGAUACAAGAUUUAAUAAGACAUCAUUAGAACUCCUUUCUUUUAGUAUGGCUUUGGAUCCAAAAAAUUCUUUUGAAUCAUUUAAUAUGAAUAAUAUUUGCAUGCUUGUAGAGAAAUUUUAUCCUGAAGCUUUUACACAGCGAGAUAUUUAUUCUGAAUCUCGAUUUCAAGUACCUACACUUUCUGAUUUAUGUCGGGAAUUAGUUGCAAGAAGAAGGUCAGAGAGUUACGUCAUUUUGACUAAAUUGAUUUGUUUUGUACUGACACUACAUGUUUCAACGGCAACUGUGGAGCGAGCAUUUUCAUCAAUGAAACAUGUGAAGAUGGAAAUUCGUGACAAAAUGGAUGAUGGUUUUCUUACUGAUUGUUUAACACUAAACAUUGAACGAGAAUUUAGUAUGAAUGAAUUUUAUGCAUACAUUAUAGAUGAAUGA